This is a messenger RNA of Cephus cinctus (wheat stem sawfly), 5978 nucleotides long. RefSeq names its product PWWP domain-containing protein 2A. The transcript has 7 exons. Bases 489 to 2651 code for a protein of 720 amino acids. The record is from RefSeq and is a predicted model, not a curated record. Lineage: Eukaryota; Metazoa; Arthropoda; Insecta; Hymenoptera; Cephidae. Gene Ontology annotation, cellular component: nucleus; chromocenter. Gene Ontology annotation, molecular function: chromatin binding.
UCUGGAAAAGGCAUAAGCGUCAGAGGGACCGUAUGGGGGGAUUACGUUUGUUCGACAUCAGAGAAUUCGACACAGUACGAGCCGAAGCGAAAGGGGAACAGGAUUGAAAAGUAACGCAUUUAUUUUGUAAGAGUCUAUGUCGUAAAGACCCAGAGAAUCUUAUCAGGACCUGUAUAGUGCAAGAGAUCGUGAACCGAGUAGAAACGGGUUCGAAGUGCGGUAAUGUCAAAUGAAAAAUUUUGUUCAACUGUCAUCCAACAAGAGGAAUUUCACGUGAACAUUGCUCUAGCGCAGGGCACUGUAAGAAAUCUAACGGCACUGAAGAAGGAAAGCAUAUGCGCCUGCGUGAGUCAGUCGCAGCCCCAGCUCACAGCUGUGCAUGCGGCAUCGGUGGGCCCUCUUCUCUCUGCACCCCGCGCAACAAGCGAGCAGCUCCUCACGUCAUCCGGACAGACUACAGAGGCGAGCAAUAAUUCUAACGAACCAAUAUGGCGGACGUUGAGACCCCGUCCGCUCCGGUCCUUGUCAGGGGUGAAAAGAUCCUCGUGACUGUUGACUCUGCUCUACCGGAUAUCAUCGUCGUCUCGUUCGAUCAUGGAACUAAAUCCUUCCAAGGAGCCCUGCUCGAUGUCACCAAGAGGGGACUUCCUUGCGGCGUUCAACCUCCUGAACCUGUACCGGAUCCAGACGGUGACAAACUGGCCACGAUAGCUGCUCGAUUCAGUUACUUUCAAGAGAAGAGAGGACCUCCUAUUGCGGCGAAGAUAGAUCUUCGACGUAACAUUAAUCCACCGGCGAGAUACAAGAAUGCCAGACCUACCGUGAGACUGAGACCGAGGCAGGUUCUUUGUAGCAAAUGUAGAUCGAUCUGCAAUGAGAACAGUGAGAACGUUGACGUCAGUCGAAAGAGGAAACACGAGGCUCAAGCGCAUCCUCAGCCAACAAGAAGAAGCGAUCGUCGCUGUGCUCAGCAACAGCCACAGUCCCAAAAGAAUCAAAGGAGUUUGUUUUCUCAAAGUCAGUCAGACAAUACCUCGCAACAGUCGGCGAAGAUUCCUCUAAGUCCAGUUGCUGAUUCCUCGAAGAUGACGCCAAGCCUUAUUCCUAAACUCUCUAGGCUUCAGCCCAACGAGAUAAGCAGCGCUAUGCAGUCAGUAGGUAAAGUUAAAAUGGCCUCCGGAGUACAAUCUGCUUAUUGGACGAGGAGUGAAGAGGAUUCGUCCAGGAAUGCCGAGGAACCCAUGGAGAGUCGUGCAGAACCAACGGAAUUGGACAGUAAUCCGUCAACGGCUUACUGUGCGACACCUCGUCGUCUUAGCAGUUCUUCAGUGGAGAGUGCUAAGGUUCCUGAUGAAGAUGACAAAAAGACUCUGGCAGCGGCGGACUCCACCAUGAGGUUAAGAACUGGUCGUAUACCGAGGAAAAAGAGAUCAGUCGGUUCUAUGGAGGAUCUGUGGGACGAGUCUGUUUUCGAAGAUCCUACGAGAACGGCCAGGACCACUCCUGUUAUAAAGAUAUCGUUCGGGGCCCAGGGCGAAGGUACUGUUCUGAAGAUACCUUCCAAGCUUCAAAAUCCGUAUGACCAAGAAGGUGAUACGGAUACCGAGGACACGCAGGCGGAAAUGGAGACAGAUCCUUUGGAACUUCCUAAAAGUUUAGAGAAUGAUUAUGAGUAUCAGGAAGAUGGAGAGAAUGGCCAGGAACAGGUGGAUCCACAGAAACAGGGCGUGAAGGAUGCAAGUGCAAAAGCUGCUAAACGUGCCUUGAAGAAGGCAAAAAAAGAAGCAAGAAGGAAAAUGUUGGGAGGCGUGUCACCUGCAAGAUCACCCUGUAACGGCUCACCCAGGUACAAUCCAACUUUCGACCCUUUGUCCUAUCAUCGUCGUAAACACAAAGUCAAGCACAAGAAGAAGCACAAGGAGGAACGCAAGCACAAGAAUCAGCAGCAACCACAGGAACCAGGCGAAGAAGCAACGGCAACGGAUGCGCCACAGCAGCAACAAAACUGGGACGUGUUACCAGGUGGAGACUCUUCGUACACGGCCAUCAAAGAACAGUGCCUCAAACAGAAAUUAUCCAUAUCCCUCAAAAGGCUAAAUACUAAUGCAUAUGCACGAUGCGACUAUCCCGUGAGCAAUGCUUCUUCCGGAUGUAAAAGUCCUGGUGCAAGUAGCGACGAACUAAGCGAACAAGAACCAGAAGUAGAUGCCGGUGAGACCGCUCCAGACUUUCCACCUCCUGCACACCCACUAGUAAUGCGCUUGGCAGCAACCCCUGUCGCGCACUGCCUCACCGCCAGUGGUAGAAGAAUGGACGUUGGAGAUGUCGUAUGGGGUAAAAUUCACGGUUUCCCCUGGUGGCCUGGAAAGGUGCUGAGUAUUACUGUAUCCUGUAAAGAAGAUGGAUCGUCAUCAGGACCACAAGCGCAUGUAGCGUGGUAUGGUUCCUCGACGAGUUCUCUCAUGUCAUGUGAUCAGCUCAGUCCAUUCCUCGAAACAUUCAAAACACGAUAUAACAAGAAAAAGAGGGGUCCGUACAAAGAGGCCAUUCGGCAGGCUCAAAGUGAAGCACGGAGUCAAAUCACACCGAGUACGACGGAGAGUGUUUUAAAUGUAUGUGGAUCGCCGCGAGAGGUUAACGUUCUUUCGUAAGAGUGCUCUCCGAAGCCUUUCCUUUACUGCCGGCCACUCGUUAAUCAGAAGAACGGCGGGUCGGAAUUGUAAUGUAAAAUACAUUUUGUACAUAAUAACUAGCACUAAUGGUAUUAAUUAUUGGUCGAUGUUCUGUGCAAGCCGCGUUAUCGUCAAAAAAAGUACGGUUUAAUAAUACACGUACUGUAAGAGAUUCGCGUUUGCUUUGUCGCACAUGGAAAUAACACAAAUAAGCGUCAAGGCAGAGUAAUGUAAGGAAGAAGUGACGGGCUACAAACAGUUAUUGAAAUAUCUUUAGGAUUCAAAUUUUCAGAAGAGAUAGAAACGUCCGAUAGCUCAUCUUUAUUUGAAUCCUGUUCAUUGAAGUCAACAUUGUUGUUGACGCUUACGUGAUAAGAAAUCGACAUGUUUAACGGCUGUUCCUCUAUGUUUAUAUUUUAUUACGGCCGGACCAAAGUUCUUUGUUUCUUAUGUUCACUUUCCAUAAGUAAUAACUUAUACAUAUUAGCCUGAAUUUUUUCAAUUGCAUUGUUACACUUUGAUUUUGUGCUAUUCUGUUAAAUUAGCUUUUUAUUAUAUUUGUUCUGUUUUCUAUUAUCGUCGUAUCGAUCACGGUCGUUGUAAUAGUUUUUCUUGAGAUGUACCGAUCUCGUGUUUUUACGCUUCGUGCCAAGUCACUGCCGUAUAAAAAUAGAGUCAUGCGAUCAUAAUGAUUCAUCGUUAAUUAGUAAUUAAAUGAAUCACAGUUCACCUUCAUGAUCGAUCGAUAUUGGCUCCGUGGAUUUGACUUCCUUGACGAGGUGCACUCGCGCUCCUCGUCACGUUUUCAUCCCGAUUACGAGAUUCUCACCACUGGUUUCAGAACGUGCCGCGUUUUAUCGCAAUUGCACAAUUCAAGACUAAUGCAGUUUCAUGAAGAGAUUCCUCGAGAUUUUUUUACUUUUCUUGGUAAAAGUCUCGCUGCGACUUCUUAACGUGCCGUUACUUUAUCGCUGCUUAUUAUCGAUCUCCAAGCCAAGCCUUAAUCCGGCCUGUAAUCGUACUACCUUCUUAUCAAUAAGUAGUCAGUUCUAUCACGGAUUCACUCGGGUAGUCGUCCCGGUAUGCAAUCCUUUGUGGACAAAUAAAAUAUGUGUGUAUAUAUAUGAAGUAAAAUGUUCAAAAUUCUAUCAAGAAAUUAUGUUCGCGUGUGUAAAAAAUAUCAGUGUUAUUCUGAGAAUACAAGGUAACGGCAUGUCAAAAAGUUGUAUAUGGUACAGUUAAGCAAGUUAGAAAAUGAAAAAAAAGAAGAAAUCUAAUAAUUCUUAUAUAGUAUAUAUAUAUAACAUUGUAAGAGUAUAAGACGCAUAGAUUUUCUCGUGUAACGAGAACAUUUAGCGCAGUCGACCCGGCCGUUUCGUAAUGAAUGGCGAAACAGACAAAUCUACAUAAAUAAAUUAAGAGCUGCAAGGUAUCUCUCGACAGUCAAGCCAGUCUGUGAGAGAAGCCUCAAGUGCAUAUGUACCUACGUACAUACGAUACGCUUAAAAAAAUUGCGAGAAAACGUGAGACGUCUAAGUUCUGUGUAUGCGUGUGAAUUGAGGACAGUGUUUCGUUCGUCAUGUAUGAAAGCGAUAUAGGGAAUAAUGAUGUACUAGUUAUGAUUGCGUCAUUGUAUGAUUUAUUUCUCAUAAAAAAUGUGAAGAAAAAGUAUAUAGAGUGGUAAACGUGCACGUAGCAUUCCCAGCAUAUAUCUAUGUAUUAAAUGACUUGCGACAUUGGUCGACAGGGACGAGUCAGUCAUCACAAAAAUGAUCAGAAUUUUUCAUGAAAACAGGUUUAAGGAUGAAAGUUCCGAACGUUUUAGAUUCGAAUUUGAAUAUUGCGAUUGUUCGAUUUAUCAAGAGCCAUUGAAUUUCGAAUUUUCUUCUUUUUCUUUUUAUUACAGAAAAUUCAAACACUGGCUCUCGUGCUUUUAGCGAAUUUCGUUGUCAGAGUAAUGAUCGAGACGUUUGGUUAAACCGUAAAUGUUUUAAUUUUUCAAAUGAUAUUUCGGAUGCAACUUUCUUAUGCGAGCGUUAUUAUUAUUAUGAUUAUUGCUAUUUUAUUAUUAUUAAUAUUAUUAUUAUCAAUACGGUGUACUCGUCGUUGAUGAAACUUUUUAAGUAACUGUGAUUUUUCUCAAAUGUUAUAUAUAUACAUAUAUGUAUGUUAUGUAUAUGUAUAUACGCAAUAUAUAUACAUACAUAUACUAUACAUAUAUUAAUGAUUUCUACGCAUAAUAUAAAACAUGUUUAAAUGUCGCUGUGUUUAUACGAAUUGUAGCUUUUCUAGAAUAGCAUAUCUAUAGGUUUAAAUAACGUGCGAAUCCUCGCCAGUUCGUUAAGGAUUUUUAAUUGUUGUUUAGGAUAUAAUGGAUUGUGUAUGAAUGACGUAUCGACGCAUAUGACUAUGCAGGGCAGGUUAUCCUGUUCUAAUGUGAGGUUUCUUUUCUUUUCCAUUAUAUUCGAUAGAAUUUCAUGGGCUGUUCCUAAAUACCGUCGACUUGGAACGUUGCGUUAGCUGUGGAUCGACGAAAUUUCCGCCCGUGAAGUGUCAGAUGAGAAUUCGCCCAACAAAAAAAGUCAGUCAUACUUUAAUCUCUCGUUUCAACUUUGAACGAAGAAAAAAUAAAGGUGCGUUCUCACGACAAAGUGUUCAUGUUUUAAAAAUUACACGGUGUGUGAGUGUGUGUACUAACGUACGCGCACCCGAGUUGUACCUCGAUAUGAGGAAGAGGAAAGAAAAAGAAAACUGAAAAACAGAUACAAAUUUAUGACCGUCUUGUAAUGAAUGUUGUAAGAUCGUGUAGCAAGGAUUUAUUCAAGUCCAUAUGCUAGUAUAUAUACGUGUGUAACGUGUAUUUUUUAUACUUUGCUGUUAAUUCUCCUGGUACUUGUUUAUGGUGGACGCAUUCGUACCUUGGAAUCGUACAUUAUCGAAUUCCUGACUGUAUAUAGGUUUAUCAAAUUCGUUUUUAUUUUUUUGACUGGUUGGGAAAAGUCGUUUAAAAGUCUUGAUCAAAGACGGUACGAAUUGGAUAGGUACGAGCAUCAUCGAACAGUACACUGUCUUCCAUUUAGAAUGAUUUUUUUAAAAAUCCACCUGAAAAUUAUAAUUGCCUAUGGUACAUUGCACGCACUGUACAUUUCACUUCGUGCGUGUAUAGUUGACAAAGAUGAUGGUUGAUUUACACAUCGAUACACUGGGUACGAUAAAGUUCUUAUUUAGUACGUAUAAAUAGAGUACGGCGAGAAUCGUGCCGAGAUGUAGCAGGAAAAAGAGUGCGAUGGAGUAAGGGGAAAAAAA